AUGGACAAGAUCAAGAGCGUCCUUCACGGACACAAAAAGGACCAGGGUCAGGACGUCACUCAUGACCCUCACCAGCCUGCAUCCACCAACGAGGCUCAGCAAUACCACACCCACAAUGAAACCUCCAGCAGCCGUCAAGGCAAACAUGCUCCUCCUGGUCAGCCGCUCUACGAUAUCAAAACUACCUCUGGUGCUCCCUAUACCGAGUUAGCCAAGCCAGGUACUUUGGAACGGCUUCAAGCUCACAAACCUCAUGGAAAACCAGAGCAAAUCGACACAGAUGAACCACUCAACGCUGAUAAGACACAAUCUCCAGCCAACAAUGGCGCAUCUCCUGCGGGAGCUCUUCGUCCCAAUCCUCACCCACAGGGCCACACUCAAGAGGCUAGUAUCGCCAGCAUCAAGAGCGGAGUCAUUGGUUUUGGUCCGACAGAAUCCCAGGGACAUGCCGCCAUGUCAAUGCACAAUCCCACUAAAAGUAAUAUGGCCGGGGACCAAGUAGUCGGAGGUGGAAGUCCUGGCACUGCCGGAAUGACUCAAGGCAAAAGUGUACAGCCAAGUGCAGGUGCUGAAACACAUCCUCAGACGAGUGUAGUUAAUAAUCCGCCAACUGGUACUGCUGUUUCCAGCUAUACGAGCGAACAGCAACCCUUCGAGAAGACUCUGCGUCAGGAGAGCUACAUUACUGAUACUGAUCGAUCAUUUCCGCUUGCUGGCGGUGUGACAUCUAACCCACAGGAAAGCCCAAGCCAUGGAAGCCAUGGACGCGAGGGACUUACUGGAGCGGCGGCUGCCGCAACUGUUCUCGGAGCCUCCCACGCCAGCUCCAAGUCCGAAGAAGAAGAUGUCAAAAAUCAAGGCGCUGAAACUCGUCAAGCUACAUACGGAGACGCCCCGUCGACUACUGUUCCGCCAACCACUACUCACACGGCCUCGAAUGUUUCGAGCCAGCCAGAAUCUAGCCAUCAUCCUACGGGAAUUUCCGCGGCUACUGCGGUCGCCUCUGGUUCUUCCAUGCUUCCAUCAUCCACUCAAGAGAAGAGACUUGAGACUGACAACAAUGGAACUAUUCUUCCUACGACUGAACCAAUUGGCGACUGUGAACGUCCAAUCAUCCCACGGCUUGAGUCGCGACACAGGCAUAUUCCUGGCGAAUACAUUGCUACGCCAAGCGAUGAGUCUAACCUGUUUCUGAACUAUGAUCCUGUAAUCGAAUCAACAUCCAACCACGCGGAUGUGAAUGAACCCGUUCAAGCUCCCUCUGUGGCUGCAGUCUCAAAUUCGCAUGAGCCCCCUGUGGAUCCUGUUUCUACCACUGGAACCCACGAGCUGAGGCACACCGGAACACUUGAAGAGCCAAGACCAAAGUCUGCUGGUGACAAUCACCACGCCCGUGAUGCUGCAAUCGCCGGUACUCUUCUUGCUGGAACCGCAGGCUUGGGAGCUCAUGCAGCAUCUAAAGAUCACGAAGCUCGGGGCACCGAAAGCAGCUCACUACUAUAUGAAGACUCUCAACCGUACAGUGGCAAGGGACUCGACCCACGUGUUUUGGGAGACAAACUCAAGAUGGAGGAGCAACGUUUCAACCCCCAAGCCAAGACCCACCAUGGCAGUGAUCCAACCAUAUCUGGCCCUCCAGUAUCACAUGACCUUUCUCACGACUCUACUCCAGCUGCUGUUGGUGCUACUCCUUAUGGGGCUCAGGAUGCUGUGGAUGCCUAUAGUAGCCAUAAGAUGACGCAGCUUGGUGCGUCCAUGCCUGAGCAGCGUUACGACCCUACUGCUUCCAGUGCUCGGGCCUCCAACCCUAUUGCGUCUCGGAGUCAAUAUGACUACAACAACCCUACUGUCCUGGGCAACGUCAACCGAACAGACCCAAAUGACCAUGUCAACAGGAAUGCCGCCUUCACUGGUGCUGGCUUGGCUGGUGUCGCCUUGGGUGCUGGAGCUUACACUCGUGAGCCGCAUGCUCAUGACACUCAAGACUUGCCACUCCACCAAAAGGAAGAUUAUGUUUCACACACACAGGGCGGACCAGUUUCGCAGCCUAACUAUCCCACCCAAGAUACUUUACAGACUUCCUGGCCGCUACGUGACGACAGCCCUACUCAUGUAUCGGAUCCCACUCAAGGCACCAUUGCGCCGCAUAACACACACGUUCAAGAUCCUAAUGUUCAAUCAUAUGGUGCUGUUCAAGACCCGGCACACGAAGGACACAAAACUCGGAAUGCCGCCCUUCUGGGUGGUGCUGUGGGUGCAGCAGGACUUGGCAGUGCAGCGUACGCCAAUGAUCGUCAUCAAGAUCAAGACCGUCGCGAAUCCAAUGAUUAUCUCAAGAAGACAUCUCUUGACCACGAGAAGGGACAACACCAUCGUGAAAGGGACUUUGAUAAGGAAAACGAGACGGAAGAAAAGAAAAAGCACAGACUGUUGGGCUUCUUGCACCGUGAUAAGUCCAGGAAGGAGAAAUCGUCGGCAAGCCCAGAGUCUUCGCCUCGCCAAUCAAAGGACUACAGUCCGAGACAUUCCAAGGAGGAGAGCGAGGACCCAGACUCACCCCGCUGGAAAGGCAAACACCUUCUGCACAAGGACCCACCAAAAGGUCAUCCUGCACGUGAGGUUCUCGAACAAUCCCAUCAUAGCGACCCGUAUGCUGUAGGAAAGAGACAGCACGUAGGUACUGACGGACCGAUUGGUGAUCCCUACUCGAUAAGCGGCGACCGUGAAACGCGUCACGGUGUAUAUGGCGCCCACCCCACCAGUGAUUUUACUCACAACUCUACUGUACUUGAACCGCACACCGGCUUACCCAUGAACACUCAACAGUAUGGCACUGGAGCUGGAGGCACUGACGGUAAUCGUACCAUUCAUGGUCAGCAUGAACAUUCGGGCGCUAUGCCAGGCCAGAGUGUCACCAACUGGGAGGCUGUCCGAAAGGCCAAUACGCCUUAUUAG
Messenger RNA from Bipolaris zeicola 26-R-13, 2955 nucleotides. RefSeq lists its product as uncharacterized. The record is from RefSeq and is a predicted model, not a curated record. The transcript is spliced from 6 exons. Lineage: Eukaryota; Fungi; Ascomycota; Dothideomycetes; Pleosporales; Pleosporaceae. The coding region runs from base 1 to 2955 and encodes 984 amino acids.